AUGUACCAGGACUACUCCGUGAACUACGACACCUCGUCCUGCGGCAGCAGCACUUCGCCGGCCCAGCCAGAGUCAUUCACAAGCGGCAGCAGCACGAUCGGCAGUCCGAUCUCUACCUCAAGCUACCAGGUAACGCAAUACAGUCAACAUAAUAUAAAUUCUAUUUUCUCAAAUUAAAAUAUUGGCAUUCACAACUGUAAUUUUAGUUUGUAUCGACAUUUCGUCACUGUGCAGUUGUCUAUGAAUCACUGAAACCACUGACACACUUUUAGAUGGGUAACUCGAAGAGGCUAUAGUGCUGUGCGUAAUAAAAGCUUAUGUGGUGUGCAAUGCAACCGAGGUGCAUAUUAUCUUUCUAAUACAUUAUGUCAAUUUUUUAUUCAAGGACCAUUAAGAAUAUUAUAUAUAUAUUUAAAUAUAUUACUCCAAACUAUAGCCUAGUGCUGUUGAGACUUUUUCUUCACAUUCGGAGAAAGAGCGCCCGCGGUAUAGCCUGUGAUAUUAUCCGAAUCUGCGCGCGUUAUAUUGUGAUUUUAUCCCAAUAUUUCCCCACCUGCGCCGAAUCUGUGGGCGUUUUAUUGUGAUAUUAUCCCAAUAUCUCCCCACCUGCUCUGCAAUGAGGUGAAAUGUAAUAGAUUAUAUAUAUGGUUCUGGCCAAGACACCGAUGCGCGAGCGAAGUGCGUAAAAAAGGAACAAACCGACUCAAUGCCGGAUUUAUUUUUAAUGUCAUGAAACCUGUGUUAUGAACGACUGCAGAAAAUGUACUUAUUGACACAGGUGUUUAUCCGUCAUCUGAAUUUCCAUAUGCAAUAAGGUAUUGCACAGUCGCUGUAGCAUAUACUUUUAACACCCACGUGUUGCACUAUAGAACUGGACACUUGAAGUUGAGGGGACGUUUUUAUUAGAAAAUACAUAUUUUGUAUACGGAAGAUUACACUUUAGAAAGUGUUCAUACUGUGUAGUCCACAAAUAAUUUAGGCUUACGCACAUUAUAAGACCUGUUGAUUGAGUAUAAACUUAUAUGAACACAGGAGGCACGUUAUCAUGAGUUAUAACACACACCAAACUGCGAAUAGGUUGAUACAGCAUAUUUUGCAAUGCUGAUCGCUCUCAACAUUUCUCCUCCAAGAUAUGGAUUUAAACAGAAGUUGGAAUGUGUAAACCAAAGGGUUACCUUUUCCCUUGCACAUGGGAUAACGGCUUUAUUCAUGCGCAUAACUUGGUCAUGGGGAACAACAAAUAUGCACUGAUUCUACCAAUCCUUCUCAGUGCCUUCUUGGUUCAUCACUGAUCACCACUGUAAAGCGAACAGCGCAAAAAAAGAAUCUUGACUAGGACUCCACAUUGGAUAGAAGUUCUGCAACUAGGCCUAUAGCGUCAUUCAGUGGUGGUACGCUGCACAUUGCACAAUAUAGGACAACCAGUCGCAGGGUUGACAUCCACCCAUAGCUUCGAGGUUGUGUGUGUGUUGCAGAUGGGCCCCAUGUAUCACGCACUGGCAGAUUUAGUCGUGACUUGGGAACGGCAGGUUAAAACGCUCACGAAGCGUCUCCCAAUGCGCCCUCGGAGAUGUUGGAUCAUUUGGAGACUUCGAGGCUGGAAUUUCCCCCAGAUCUCCUAUAGUGAUUAGGCCUACGGAUUUUCUUUUCUACCUGCUCUCCCGUCCUCUCUUUCGAAUGACAUUCUGAGAUGUGACGCCCAGUGGCUAUCAUUGAGGAACAACCAUAUCAGCAUUUCACACCCCAUGUCCACUUUCAAUGCUAUUCCCGACAAAGAUUAGCUUUUAAGGUUGAAAAGUAUCAAUAUGUUUUAUGAAAGUGACAGAGAGACAUGUCUUUGUUGUGUUUUUAGUCGCAUUAUCAAAUUCAGAACCCGCAGUAGGCCUACUUCGGCAAAUGAAGGAGGAUCUCUGUGCGCUACAUUUCACAGGUUGUUCUUUCAUAGACCGGUGUUCUAAUCUUAUUUCAUAUAAUGGACAUUGCGACUGUUUAGAUCUCGUCUCAGACAAAUGUCGGAAAACUGAGGGCUAAAAGAAGUGUUUCGUUUUUGUAGGUCUAAUAAUGAGUUGACUGGAAGCGUUACGGUUGCGCGGCAAUUUUACGCGCGAUUUUAUCAGUCGGAUUUUGACAAAAUUACCACCUUGGUGAAAGGACCUGUGUCUGCUAAAUGGCAAUUGUUGUGUUGCACCCGUGGGCGCACAGAAGCAUAACAGCUGGACUGGUCGUAGGGUUAAAUCAUAUUUCUCGUCCAUUCCAGACCACAACUCCCACGCAUUUGACUUUGUUCUUUCAAUGGUUUGUCUGCCUAAAUCCGUAUUUUGAAUUGACUUGGUUACAUCGAUGACCGUAUGGGUUACAUCAACUUCGAGAUUAUCAUAAGCAUUUCCAUAUUUGCUCCCGGUUUGACACAGUGCCAUUGGUGCUCUCUCUUCCCUGGACAUGUUUACAGUAUUUUGGAGGCGAAAGUUCCUGGAUGUUUACGUCAUCCUUUAGUUUCUCGGGGGCGGAGGACAACUAUUCUAUUUGUUUAAGAGGGCUGUUCUUUUCUCCUGCAGCAAUGGCCAAAUCCCAUCGCGUAAGAGUAAGACCAGAAUCCGGGAAAGGGGGUAACGAGUGGGAAGCUGUUUACCGGCACACAGACUCUAGCAUUCUGACUUGAUAGCCUAUAAGAGACAACUCACUGGGCCGGGAAACGCCUAACAUGUUGUAUUUGGACCCUGCACCUAGAAUUGUGGAUAGUGUUUCACAAUAUGGCCUAACAAUGGUGCUUCUAGCAAAUGGCAGGCAUUUGUAGUCUACUCGUAGUCGAUUCACCUAUUGUCUCUAAAAUCUAAUUUGCACAACAGCCUUCCUUGACCUAUGUUCAUAUCCCCCCGUUCUUACCAGAAAUGUCUGUCAAUUCUGUGUGGCAACCAGACACCCAUAUUACCAUAUCCAACCAUUACCCCAUUUAUGACUUUACCUUCUCGUUAGUUAUUAGCCCCUAGGAUUUAUGACCGCAAUGGAAUUUUCUCUGUUGCCUCACUUCUGGAAUGUAACUGGCCGGGACCUAGCUUUCCUCUCUAGCCUAAAUAUAAUGCCUCUUCCCGCCUUACUGGAACUGACCGUUUUACGCACGUGCUUUACUUUACCAACAUGACUCAUCGCAAGGUAAUAAUGGAUUAAUUGACCCCUGGAUGAUAGCCAACCACGUGACUGCGUAAACCAGAAGCAUAACUAGUCUCUUCAUGUUCUAUGUUUAAUGAACAAGUAAAUCGGGUUGGCUGAUGACAUGCAUCACUCACCUUUUCCCUCUAGUCACUCAAGUGUCAGGUGUGGACUUGUUGAGACAUACUCACUGGCAUCCUAGCCUUGCUUUUAGGUCAAUAUCAUUGUGCCAUCAGAUAUUGUCCUAUCACCCCAAAGAUGCCUCAUGAGGGCUUAAGCCAUAUAAGCUUUCACUUCUGUGAUGUCACACACAACAGUUUGGUAGUUAAUUGAUCAUUGAUGAGCAUGAUAGGUCCUCAGAUAAUGUAAACAUAAGGUCUUAUGUAAUCUAUUUUAUUAGAAAAAAUAGAUAGGCUACACUUGUAUAUUGAAAGAGAGAGACCUAUAUCAGUGCCACUGCAAACCAUCAUAAUCACCCUAUACUGACUGGAAUAAACAAGUCAUCACACCUUCCCCCGUGGAUGUUUUCUUUUCUUCAGAGAGGUGUACAAUUCCAUACCAUGUUGCUUUCCAGAUGACUUGCAGCUUGAUGCAAGCUCCUCUCCUAGCUGUAGUAUAAUGAUGGAGGCAGCACCACUACGGCUUUUCCGCCGUGAUUCACUGAAUGUGUCACUGACUGUGCCACUUCGGGGGUUAAACGGGUGAAUCUAGACAGUGUUUGUGUGUGGAGUCAGUGAUUCACUACUAGGCUGUAAUGAAGAGGAUGUGUGAGUAUGAUGAAGGGUGGGUGGCCGGUUUGUACACUGGCGGGUUAUGCUACAGUACUCUGUGGCAGAAAUGGAAAUUGAGGUAGCAGGGUCAAAGACAUGUCAAGUGAAUUUUUCCCCCCAGUUGUAACCAGUUAAAUAAAUAAACAACAUUCCAUUUAAGCAACAAAUAAAUACAUGGAAAUUGAGAUUUUGAUGUUACUCCAUUCACAAUGGGUUUGUCCCCAGAGUUGAAGACACACAAAACUUGUGUUCUUUGUCAUCUUGAAAACAUUCAUUGUCAUCUUGAAAAUAUCCACUCACCAUUUCUCUGCCCUCUUGUUUUCCCUCCCUCUCUCUUGGCUACCUUUCCUGUAUCUAGAAAUACCGGGUCGACAUGCCUGGCUCUAGCAGUGCCUUCAUCCCCACGAUAAACGCCAUCACGACCAGCCAGGACCUGCAGUGGAUGGUGCAGCCCACGGUGAUCACCUCUAUGUCCAACCCGUACUCGCGCUCCCACCCCUACGGCCACCACCUCUCCAACGGCCCCGGGCUCCAGGGACACACCACCCUGGCCCGCCCGGGCGUCAUCCGCUCCAUCGGGGACACCCGCGGACGCCGCAGGAGAGAUGAGCAGGUGAGGAUCACAAGUGUACAGAUGAUGCGUGUGUUUAAAAGUUACUUUUGUCUGGCUGUGUGGAGAGCACCAUGUGCCGGCAAGCACUAUUGGUGAAUGUCUUCUAACAUUGUGAGACAGUAGAGUGAGUUUUAAUAUCAAAGUCCCAAGUUGUGAGGAAUUUGGCGAUAUUGGAGAUGAUGGCUUAUAUGUCUAAAACCUUCUCUUCUUGUUUACCUUGUUCAGCUUAUGUGUGAACGACAACUCACAAGGUGUGUUAUUUUUUUUCCCUUAGCUUACCCCUGAAGAAGAGGAGAAGAGGAGGGUGAGACGCGAGAGGAACAAGUUGGCUGCCGCCAAGUGCCGCAACCGCAGACGAGAACUCACUGAGACGCUCCAAGGGGUGAGUUACACAGCACACACACACUCACACACACUCACCCUAACAGAGAAGAAGAGGCAAAGUUUCGUAAUGGUUAGGUUGUUACGAAUGAAUGCACUGUUGUUACGGGCCCCGUGUAGCUCAGUUGGUAGAGCAUGGCGCUUGCAACGCCAGGGUUGUGGGUUCGAUUCCCACGGUGGGCCAGUAUGAAAAAAUAAAUAAUGUAUGCACUCACUAACUGUAAGUCGCUCUGGAUAAGAGCGUCUGCUAAAUGACUAAAAUGUAAAAUUUAAGUGGACGCAUGUGGCAUUUCCGCAACUUUGACAAAAACGAGUUGUGCCUGUUGUUCACACGGGUAUCUGCCCUCUCAUUGGCUAGAAUGGUCCCAUCUGAUCUCGACUUGAUGACUACACCCUCCACUCCCCCAAACUGCUUCCAGCAAAAAUGCCCUUCCCUCUCUCCACCACACGCCACGCAUUGUUGAAUGACCAAAUAAGGAAGUGUCAUAUUUCAAUCAUGAAGGGCAACUUAACUUAUCCCCUCAGUCUCUUUCUUUACUUUUUGCACUAUUUCUCCUAUUUCUGGGGUCUGUCCGCGCUUUGCUCUUUUGUUUCCUACUUCCUCAUACCUUUGCGUCAGAGACAAAGUUCUCAGACAGGCCUGUGACUUAUACCUGUUUGUCUGCCUGCCCCGUCUGGUGACUACAGGCUUCUUAGGGUCUUUGUCUCCUGGGGCCGUGACACAUUACGCUAGAGGAGAAAUCAAGCUCUGUUUGCGUGUUGCAUCACAUACAACAAAAAACUCAAACCAUGAAUGUGUUUUUUGUUUGGACAAAGUUGUACUAGCAAUCAUUUUUAAAUUAGGAUAAGGGUCAAAACUGAAUGUCAAGUAAAGUGUAGGUUUGAGUUCAGGUCAUUCAGGUGCAACAUAGCCAAAACGUUUAUUGACUGCCCUUCCACUGUAUCUCAACUAUUUUCCUGAGCAAACUUAAUAUAUAAUGUGCAGUGUGUUCUUUUUGGCAAACAGCACACUCUUGUGUUAGCAUUAGGUGGUGCAGAAACUCACCAACGUGUACCUAAAACAGUGAUUGGGGCUUUAACAAGAAUAUUAACACAUUUGCUGUCUACUCCAAACACCGAAAUUGUAAUUGAGCUGAAUAUUAACCCUCCAGAUACUGAAGAUUUGAAGCUUGUCCUUAUCGUCUGUUAUGUUUGUUUGUGGUUUCCAGGAGACUGAGGAGCUAGAGGAAGAGAAGGCUGAUCUACAGAAAGAGAUCGAGACACUGCAGAAGGAGAAGGACAAGUUGGAGUUUAUGCUGGUGGCCCACAACCCUGUGUGCAAACUGCCCCCUGACAAUCGCCACCAGGGGGGCCACCACCACCAGCAGCAGUGCGCCCCUCUCCCCCUGACCAUGCGCAACAAUCUGGGUCCCCGAGGCCUCAUCAACCCUGUGGUGGUGAAGCAAGAACCGCAAGAGGACGACAUGGACGGCAAGUCCCAGCGCUCCGUCAUCAAGCCCAUCUGUCUUGGUGGAGGUGGUGGGAUUUACUGCGAUAGCGACAGCCUCAACACCCCAGUGGUGGCCGCCUCCACCCCGGCCUCCACACCCAGCGCCCCCAGCCUCAUCUUUACCUACCCCAGCAUGCUGGAGCCCGAGAGCCCCUCGCCAUCCUCUGAGUCCUGCUCCAAAGCCCACAGGCGCAGCAGCAGCAGCGGGGAUCAGUCUUCAGACUCCCUCAACUCACCUACCCUCCUGGCCCUCUGA
Molecule: messenger RNA, 6656 nt
Organism: Coregonus sp. 'balchen'
Lineage: Eukaryota; Metazoa; Chordata; Actinopteri; Salmoniformes; Salmonidae
Source: the annotation of a GenBank genome assembly